Messenger RNA from Volvox carteri f. nagariensis, 495 nucleotides. RefSeq lists its product as uncharacterized. Gene Ontology annotation, biological process: spliceosomal tri-snRNP complex assembly; mRNA splicing, via spliceosome. Gene Ontology annotation, cellular component: catalytic step 2 spliceosome; U5 snRNP. The record is from RefSeq and is a predicted model, not a curated record. The annotation marks the transcript as partial. The transcript has 3 exons. Gene Ontology annotation, molecular function: pre-mRNA intronic binding; U6 snRNA binding; U1 snRNA binding. NCBI's taxonomy places the organism in Eukaryota, Viridiplantae, Chlorophyta, Chlorophyceae, Chlamydomonadales, Volvocaceae.
AUGGAGGGUGGUGGCCCACCCCCACCGCCACCACCUCCAGGAGGUUUUAGGCCGCCAGGAAAUAUGUUCCCAGGCGGGCUUGCGCCGGGCGUAAUGCGGCCGCCCAUGGUGCUGCCACAGCAGACUCGCUAUUUUAACCAGCCUGGUGGGAUGCCUCAACAGCCUGGCUUGAUAGCACAAGGUCAGGCUCCAGUCCCUCGGCCGCCUCCUGUACCGGUUCUUUCGGAAGAGCAGCAGCAAAAGCUUAUCGACGAAAAGGCAAAGAAGUGGCUGCAGCUGAACUCGAAGCGGUAUGGCGACAAGCGCAAGUUCGGGUUUGUGGAGGCGCCAAAGGAGGAUAUGCCGCCGGAGCAUGUGCGCAAGAUCAUAAGGGAUCACGGCGACAUGUCGUCGCGGAAGUUCCGGCAUGACAAGCGCGUGUAUUUGGGCGCGCUGAAGUUCGUGCCGCAUGCGGUUUUUAAGCUCCUGGAGAACAUGCCCAUGCCAUGGGAGCAG